UCUAUUUUUAUACUCAUUGGUAAAGAAUCGUACGGAAAGUAAUCCAUAGACAUCCAUAACUGUUAAAUAAAUAGAACUUGAAGUUUUUAUAACCUUAUCGUGAAUACACAUUUAUUAGCUUUAAUGUCAAGCGAUAUUCAAAAUCUGACAGCAGGACUCGCUGCUCGAAAUCAAGUUACCGACCCAUUUGCUGAUUCUGAGGACAGCGAUGUUACGAGUGGAUCCAGUAUUCAAGAUCCCGUCCAUAUCCGUAUUCAGCAACGGAAUGGUCGCAAAAUGUUGACCACUGUCCAGGGCAUCAACCCGAAAUACGACUUCAGGAAGAUCGUAAAACAUGCCAAGAAGGAGUUUGCGUGUAACGGCACGGUAGUGGAGCACCCAGAGUAUGGUGAGGUGAUCCAGCUGCAGGGAGACCAGCGACAACUGAUCAGCAACUUCCUCAUCACCACUGGCAUCGUCAACAAGGAGCAGGUCAAAGUUCAUGGUUUCUAACUUUAUAACACUGAUGGGAAGAAAAGGAGUUUCAAAACUUGCUGAUAAAUUCUGUGUAGACUUCAUGUUAGAUGUUAACUUGUCACGAGUCCUGGUGCCGUUUUUAUUGUACAUUCUGUCUUUCAAAAGUCUAUCCUGAUCUGUCACAUGGUUUGAAUGUAUAAAUACAUUGUGUACAUAUUUAUUUUGUCAUUUUGCAUAUUUUAACUUAAGUAAAUCAAUGCAGUAAUGAUUUUCACUUUUAAUGGAAAUUUGAUUUUGGUGUACAUUUCAAAAGAUUAAAUGUGAAGGUCGUAGAUUUUUUGAAAAGUAGCAAUUUAUUUCGUCAUCCUUUUAUUUAUGUAUUAAUUCAGUAAUAAAUGACUAUAUUCACAUCUAAA
Molecule: messenger RNA, 872 nt
Organism: Gigantopelta aegis
Lineage: Eukaryota; Metazoa; Mollusca; Gastropoda; Neomphalida; Peltospiridae
Product: eukaryotic translation initiation factor 1-like
Exons: 4
Coding region: 124-492 (122 amino acids)
Biological process (GO): translational initiation
Cellular component (GO): eukaryotic 43S preinitiation complex
Molecular function (GO): ribosomal small subunit binding; translation initiation factor activity; RNA binding
Source: RefSeq, a predicted model, not a curated record